Messenger RNA from Mus pahari (shrew mouse), 2308 nucleotides. RefSeq names its product BAF chromatin remodeling complex subunit BCL7C (gene Bcl7c). The transcript is spliced from 6 exons. The record is from RefSeq and is a predicted model, not a curated record. Lineage: Eukaryota; Metazoa; Chordata; Mammalia; Rodentia; Muridae. The coding region runs from base 391 to 1116 and encodes 241 amino acids.
GUGGCCGGAACGCACCGCCUCGCUCGGGCCGCGCGCGUCCAGCCGCACAGCUGCCCCCCAGCUCUCCCUCUCCGUGGCUGGCAGAGGGCGCUGUGCGUCCGUGCGCCCCGAGGGGCGGGCCCGGGCCGGGGCGGGGCUGGCCGGGCUUCCAGGCCGGGGCUCUAGCAGCCCGCGCCGCCCGGGCCGCUCCGGGGACGGGCCGGGGCGGGGCGCGGUCUUAGGAAGCCAGGCGGGGACGCGCGGAGGCGUUGGGGAGCGAGGGAGGGCGCGGCCAACUCCCGGAGGGACGGCAGGCCGAAAGAGCGGCGCUGGGGCCUGGCGCGCAGCCUGAGAUCGCCGGACCGCAGGCCGCCCCGCCACGGGCUCUGUCCCGGCCCCAGCCCCGCCAGCAUGGCCGGCCGGACCGUGCGGGCCGAGACCCGGAGCCGGGCCAAAGAUGACAUCAAGAAGGUGAUGGCGACCAUCGAGAAGGUCCGGAGAUGGGAGAAGCGCUGGGUGACUGUGGGCGACACUUCCCUUCGAAUCUUCAAGUGGGUGCCUGUGGUGGAUCCCCAGGAGGAGGAGAGGCGGCGGGCAGGAGGCGGGGCAGAGAGAUCCCGUGGCCGGGAGAGACGUGGUAGGGGCACCAGUCCCAGAGGGGGUGGCCCCCUCAUCCUGCUGGAUCUCAAUGAUGAGAACAGCAACCAGAGUUUCCAUUCCGAAGGUUCAUUGCAAAAGGGCACUGAGCCCAGCCCUGGGGGGACACCCCAGCCCAGCCGCCCUGGAUCACCGACUGGACCCCCAGAAGUGAUUACUGAAGAUACUCAGCCCCCACAACUGGGCCAGGAGAGAGAUCCAGGGGGGACACCUGCAGGAGGUACUGAUGAACCCCCAAAGCUGACCAAGGAGGAGCCUGUUCCAGAAUUGCUGGAAGCUGAGGCUGGCGGCAUGAGAAUCACCAGGCGAGCCCUGCAGGAGAAAGGCCUGAAAACAGAGCCCCUUCGGAGGCUCCUCCCCAGGAGAGGCCUCCGGACCAAUGCUCGGCCGACUUCCACCGUUCCGGAACCCAGAGCUCCUGGAAGUGGGAGCAAGGCCCAGAGGGCACCCAGGACGAUACCACAAGGGAAGGGGAGGUGAGCGGGUCCCAUCGCAUAAGGGGAGGCCCUUAGGCCUUCCUCAGCAGCCCCAAGAUCCAGUCAUUCACCCACACCGCUUAAGGGUGGCAAGGGCUUCGGAGCUGGGCACCCGCAGCCAGCUCUCCACUUGUCCCUGACCCUAAAUUAUGGAUCCAUCCUGCUUGCUGUGGGUCCAAAACUACUGGGCCAGGGCAGGUCCCAGACAGGGGAUGUCUGGGGACAUCUCUAGGUGAUGCCUAGAAGCAACUUGAAUACACAAAAUGGUGGAUCCUAUGCCAACUUGGCCACUUCUUCACACACUUAGGGCAGCCAUCCACCAAAGGGCCAGGCAUGGCCCCUGAAGGUGACCUUUGACCUUUGGAACUACAGUAUCUACACUGGUGAGGGGCCCUACCAGCAAGACUUGAGCAUCGAGCAGCACUGGGCAAAAGGUGAUGCUACAGCUUGUGAAUGGUGUCAGGAUUCAUGCUUGUGUGGCCCACGUGUAGAGACACCAUUCCAGCAAAUUCCUGGCAGCCUCCCGCUUCCAUGGGCCUAUGGACUCUGGGCCUGCUAAUUAACCCUCGGCUCCAGAAGACAUGUGCCAACCUUGCCUCAGGUCAAUUGAGGGGCGCACAUGGCCCAGUGACCUUUCAGACCAGGCUACAGCCUCCUGCUCCAGGAAUGGAUGGAGACAUGUGGUCCAGCACUGCCAAAUCUACCUGAAAACUACCAACUUUGAGAAUCUCAUGGCAGACGAGCCAUUUGAGUGGUUCCAAGGGCUUUCAUCAACCUCUUGCCUCCGACUUAACAACUCACUGGGCCUGCUGUGCCAGGAGUUAGUGUCUCCUGUACCACAGAGAGAGCUAACUGUACUACAUAUUGCAACGUGUGGGAAUUAUUUAAUGCAGCACUCCUGUCAUAGAUCCUGUUAUUUUCACAUUUUACAGAUUCAGAAAGCAAACAACCAGGAGGUUAAAGAGCUUGCCCCAAGUCACACAGCCUGUCUGGCAGAGCCAGCAUUCGCACCCGGUCUACCCGCCUGACUCCACAGUCCCUACUAGGGUACCACUUCUUGUGCUGGGCAUGCAGGUGGGCUGGAGCUGUGAGCUUGUUGAGGCGUUCAUUGAAGGAACAUCCAUUUUUCUCAGUGGCAAAUUAUAUAGGACUUUUAAUUUUAACUUUCUUCUGUCUGACCUUCCUUCCUUCCUUCC